Trichoderma asperellum CBS 433.97 is the source of this 1637-nucleotide messenger RNA. RefSeq lists its product as uncharacterized. The record is from RefSeq and is a predicted model, not a curated record. Lineage: Eukaryota; Fungi; Ascomycota; Sordariomycetes; Hypocreales; Hypocreaceae. Gene Ontology annotation, biological process: positive regulation of transcription by RNA polymerase II; negative regulation of transcription by RNA polymerase II. Gene Ontology annotation, molecular function: flavin adenine dinucleotide binding; transcription factor binding; oxidoreductase activity.
CUCUCGAAACAAAGUUCAUCCAGAAUAUACCAGGAUCUCUGGGCAACACGACUCCACAGCCUGGUGCAGCUGGCAUCGGAUCAUUCGCUAGGUAGAGCCGUGACCAUGGACAGUUUCAAGCAGCUCAGAAAAAUUAGCCCGGGCUCAAAACCGCACGUAGGCAUCGUCGGCGCAGGACUGUCUGGCCUCCGGUGCGCAGAUAUCCUGCUACAACAUGGAUUCCAAGUAACAAUCAUCGAGGGCCGUAGUCGAAUCGGCGGUAGGCUUUGCCAAGCGAGGCUCGGAAAUGGCCAUUUGGUUGAUAUGGGACCCAACUGGAUACACGGCACUGAUGACAACCCUAUGCUGGAUCUGGCCAAACAAACGGGGACAGCCGUUGGAACUUGGGAUGUAGCGUCUUACGUGUUUAACGAGUCUGGGGAUUUGUUACCGGUAACAGAAGGAGAAAAAUACUCUUCCCUGGUGUGGGAUAUCAUUCAAGAUGCAUUCGUGCAUUCGAACAAAUCCUCUGCAGAUAUCGACGAGAAACUUAGCUUGUUGGAUUUCUUCAAAGAAAAGGUGGUGGAAAAGAUACCCGAAUCUGAGGACGAUUUCCAGAAAAAGAGAGAAAUGGUUUUGAAGAUGUCUGAGAUGUGGGGUACUUUUAUCGGCAGCCCCGUUGGCCAACAGAGCUUGAAGUUCUUUUGGCUCGAGGAAUGCAUCGAAGGGGAGAAUCUCUUUUGCGCCGGCACAUACGAAAAAAUCCUCCAAGAGGUUUCAAGACCAGCACUUUCUAGUGCCACCAUCAAACUGGACUCCAUCGUCGACAAGAUAUCGUGCCGGACAGAUCCAAAUGAUGAGACUCGAGUGCAGCUGAAGAGCGGACAGACUUUGGCGUUUGACGAACUGGUUAUCACAUGUCCUCUAGGGUGGCUGAAACAAAAUCUCGCCGCAUUCGACCCUCCCCUGCCGUCGGUCCUAACAAAGGCGAUUGGCUCCAUUGGCUAUGGGUGUCUUGAAAAGGUCUACAUUAGCUUCCCCAAGGCAUUCUGGCUCCCAGCCGAAGGCGAGGGCCGCAGAGUACAUGGCUUUGCCCAAUGGAUAGCGCCCGAAUAUCACGCUGAGAAUGCUCGCGGGUGGAAUCAGGAAUUGGUCGAGCUGGCCAGCAUUGCACCUGAGGCAGCUCACCCAACGCUGCUCUUUUACAUUUACGGCGAGCAGUCGGAGUACCUGACAGCCAAGGUGGCUGAGAUUGACGGACAAGAGAAGAAGGACGCUUUCCUGCUGGAAUUCUUCAAACCUUAUUACUCCAGGCUGCCGCAGUACUCCGAAGGCUCAGCAGACUGCCAGCCCGUCUGCUGUCUCGCAACCGAUUGGGUGCGUGACGAGCUUGCCGGCUACGGUAGCUACAGUAAUUUCCAGGUCGGCCUAUCCAACGGAGAUGAGGACAUCAAAACCAUGAGGCGCGGUCUGCCGGAACACGGCCUGUGGUUGGCGGGAGAACACACGGCGCCGUUUGUUGCGCUGGGGACGGCAACUGGGGCGUAUUGGAGCGGCGAGUCGGUCGGGAAGAGGAUCGUGGAGGCCUACGACAUGCCGAAGCAGAAAGAGUCAUUGGACGCAGCUCCGUAAUCUUUGAUUUUGAUUUUGCUUUUGAG